Pichia kudriavzevii is the source of this 1992-nucleotide messenger RNA. RefSeq lists its product as uncharacterized. Gene Ontology annotation, cellular component: Ric1-Rgp1 guanyl-nucleotide exchange factor complex; Golgi membrane. Lineage: Eukaryota; Fungi; Ascomycota; Pichiomycetes; Pichiales; Pichiaceae. The transcript has a single exon. The record is from RefSeq and is a predicted model, not a curated record. Gene Ontology annotation, biological process: retrograde transport, endosome to Golgi. Bases 1 to 1992 code for a protein of 663 amino acids.
AUGGUCAGCCACCGAGUGCAUCAGACUCAAUUGAGUGAUAAUAUCCAAGCUCAGUUCAUAUAUGAAAACACACCAAUUUUUGCUGGGUCGGACGAUUUUUCAUUACUUAUCAAGUUCAAAUACACUGGUAAACAUGGUUUUCGUGUACACUUGAAUAAUCCAUUUGAUAAAUCAAACAGCACCAAAGAGGGCCCUGUAAAUAAAAAUGAGCUCAGAUCACAGAUACCAGUUGAAGAUGCCCCACCCGAGGAACCUCAGAGCAGUGGUUGGUUUGGCAGUCGUUUAUCAUCUCAACUUUCAAACGCAACUAGAGCUGUAUUCUUCAAUAGUUUCGAGAAAGUCCCCGAGCAAGAGAAGCCAGCCAUCAAGAAUGCAAAGGAAACAUUGUUUUUAGGGUUCUCCCAAAUUUUAGGCUACUAUUUUAUAAAUGAUAGUAUUGUUGACUAUACCAUUUUUAGAGAUUUACAGAGGAGUACCAUAAUUGAAGGCAAAUAUGCGGGGAUCAAAGGUUUGGAGGUAUCCAAAGCGGAGAACAGUGACAGCGAUGGUUUUUUCUCAGGAUUUAGUGCACUAUAUAGCUCAGAGUUGAACUCUUUGGAUGGAACAGGCACAAACGAAAAUUUGCAAUUCAUUCCUUUUUUCAGUUCGGAUCAAAACAUCAUCUUUAGUGAGUUGGAAUUCGAUCCUAAUAGAUGGACAGAUGAAACUGCUUCUCAUGAAUCUAUCAAAUCCUUCUAUUUGAGAUGCAAAUUACCCAAGGAUUUACCUCCAACAAUGGCAACCGAGGCUGUUCAGAUCAACUACAAGUUCAUUUUCUGUUAUCAAUUGAUGGAAGGUCAGAAUAUUAUUAGUAGAACGGCAUUUGUGCCUCUGAAAAUACAAACUUAUAUUGACAAAUACGGAAGACAACCUAUAUUUCAUCUCCAAAACUCACGAUUAAAUCAACACCUGGAAAAUUUUAUUGUAAAUGAUGUUUCAAAACAUCCGGAGGUCUCGAGACAUAAUUCCUCGAUUAAUACCGAUUCAAAGAAAAUAAAUUUUUUUAAGCUAAAGAAGCAGUCAGAAAAGACAAAAAGUGACAGCAUGUAUCCCUUUGACGGAGAGAACAAAAAAGACAAACCAAUUUCAAGUUCAAUGUCACAGCUGGAACUAUCAAGUUAUUCAAAAAAUGACAUAACAUCCUUUUUAGACAUAGUUGAAGAACUCGAUCGGUCUGAUGUUAACGAUAUUAUAAAAGUACAGGAGAAGUUUGAUAAAAAGAUGGAUGAGAAAAAAGUGUUUAAAUUCAAUGUAAGAGAGAAUUUACUGCAAAUACUGGCCGACUAUAAAUCUGUACAGAGGCAAACCAUUGCAGAAAAAGAUUAUCAGAGCUUGAUUGAAUAUGAUCAUAUUUUGCCCAAAGAACAACAGAUCAAAUUUGUCAUCAAACAGAACCAUGAGAUAUUGGCUACUGUACUUUUGAACAAAGGCAUUUUCAAUCUUGGAAGUUUGAUUAAUUUGAAUAUAGCGUUACACAAUGAAAUUUACGAUACCACAGGUUUAGAGAUUCAAUUGUUGAAGCACCAAAUAUUUCAUCGUGAAGAGUACAUAAAAAAAGGAACAUAUGGUGAGGUAUCAUCUAGACUUGAUAAAAAUAUAUUGGAAUCAAUUAUGUGUGAGAAAAUGAUAAGUACCUUUAAAACCUCAAACGUAAAUACCGACAUUUUAAUUCCGCUGGAAACAGAGCCUCAAUUCAAGACCAAUUUCUUUCAAAUAAAAUAUUAUCUUCAAAUCAGGUUUAUAACCGUCAAUAACGCAAGAAGAGCAAGUGAGGGUUCUGAGUGUGAACAACUCAACUACGCAAUGAAGAACAUAUUUACGGAUACCAAUGGCUCAAUGUUAUUUCAAGGUAAAGAGAUAUUAGGUGAUGCAAACGAGUUUUAUAUCAGAAUUCCCGUAAUAAUUCUUCCUACCUACGAACAAGAUUUUGGUUUCAUAACUACCACCAGUUAG